UUGCAGGAAGAGCCAAGGAGCAAAUCCAAGAUCUGUGCCAAUGUUUUCUGCGGAGCUGGGCGGGAGUGUGCAGUGACUGAGAAGGGAGAGCCAACCUGCCUCUGCAUUGAGCAAUGCAAACCUCACAAGAGGCCUGUGUGCGGUAGCAAUGGCAAGACGUACCUAAACCACUGUGAGUUGCACCGUGAUGCCUGCCUCACUGGCUCCAAGAUCCAGGUGGAUUACGAUGGCCACUGUAAAGAGAAGAAGUCUGAGAAUCCAGCUGCAAGUCCAGUCGUCUGCUACCAGUCAGACAGGGACGAGCUUCGUCGCCGUGUCAUCCAGUGGCUGGAAGCUGAGAUUAUCCCAGACGGCUGGUUUUCCAAGGGCAGCAACUACAGCGAAGUCUUGGACAAGUAUUUUAAGAGCUUUGACGAUGGCGAUUCUCGCUUGGACUCCACUGAAUUCCUGAAGUUUGUGGAGCAGAAUGAGACUGCUGUCAACAUCACCACCUACAUGGACCAGGAGACUAACAAGCUGCUCAGGGGACUCUGCGUAGAUGCCCUCAUCGAGCUGUCAGAUGAAAAUGCUGACUGGAAGCUCAGCUUCAAUGAAUUUCUCAAGUGCCUCAGCCCAUCCUUCAACCCACCAGAGAAAAAGUGUGCUCUGGAAGAUGAAACCUAUGAGGAUGGAGCAGAGACCCAGGUGGAGUGCAACCGCUGCGUCUGUGCCUGUGGGAACUGGGUGUGCACCGCAAUGACAUGCGAGGGAAAGAAUGAGAAGGUGCCUGCUCAGAGGCAGCGACCUAAUCAAGACUUGACUGAGGAGGAACUGGCUAGAUAUGUUCAGGAACUGCAGAAGCAUCAGGAGACGGCCGAGAAGACCAAGAGAAUGAGCACCAAGGAGAUGUAAGGGGCCUCCACACCGGAGGAGCCCAGGAGGAUGGGCCCAACCUGCCACCCUGUCCUCCAGUGCUGAUCUCAGUAUGCACAAUUGCCCAGUCACAGAUAUUUACAUUGUAUAGCGAUGGGUUAUUUGUUUUGUAAUACACAGAGAAUGGGGCCAGGAAAGGGGAGCAGAGCCUACCUGUUCAGGGAGCUUCAUAUUGCUGGGGCCUUGGAAGGCUGGGAGGGACUUACAGCAGCUGCUGGGACCCUUUCCCAGAGCAGAUGGCUGCUCCCUCCAAGAGGUAACAGGGAUUUCCUGUUUCCCUGGAUCUGGGGAAAGGACGGAGGCCAGUGCUGGAUGGAAAAGGGGGUCUUCAAUCGAUAAAAUUGUCAGCACCAGC
Messenger RNA from Leptosomus discolor (cuckoo roller), 1267 nucleotides. The record is from RefSeq and is a predicted model, not a curated record. Lineage: Eukaryota; Metazoa; Chordata; Aves; Leptosomiformes; Leptosomidae.